AAUCUUAUGAGAAUCCGUGGAAGUGAGAUUUUCGAAUUACUGAGUCAAAAAGAAGCAAUGAUUUUUGUCUGCGGGGGUGCCCAAGGAAUUGCCCAAAAAGGAAAUGAUGCAUUAACUGAUAUUCUUGUCGAACAUGGUAAAAUGCAACGACCAGAUGCAUUAAAUUUGUUGGUUAAGUGGAUGGGAGAAAAACGAUAUUUACGCGAUUUG
Messenger RNA from Dentiscutata erythropus, 210 nucleotides. NCBI's taxonomy places the organism in Eukaryota, Fungi, Glomeromycota, Glomeromycetes, Diversisporales, Gigasporaceae. The record is from the annotation of a GenBank genome assembly.